Sarcophilus harrisii (Tasmanian devil) is the source of this 1471-nucleotide messenger RNA. It is a transcript of the gene AQP10, whose product is annotated as aquaporin 10. NCBI's taxonomy places the organism in Eukaryota, Metazoa, Chordata, Mammalia, Dasyuromorphia, Dasyuridae. Gene Ontology annotation, biological process: glycerol transmembrane transport; water transport. The transcript is spliced from 6 exons. Gene Ontology annotation, cellular component: plasma membrane; basolateral plasma membrane. Gene Ontology annotation, molecular function: urea transmembrane transporter activity; glycerol channel activity; water channel activity. Bases 53 to 895 code for a protein of 280 amino acids. The record is from RefSeq and is a predicted model, not a curated record.
UCGGUGGCCACAGGGAGAUUUUCCCCUAGAACUCCCACUGACAUCUUUCACCAUGACUCAAUUCACAUUUUUGGCCAAGGUUAGGGCCCGGAUCCGAAUCCGUAAUCUUCUAGUGCGACAAUGCUUGGCUGAAUUUUUGGGUGUCUUUGUACUUAUGAUCAUCACACAGGGGGCAGUGGCUCAGGCUGUUACCAGUGAUGAAUCCAAAGGCAACUUCUUCACCAUGUUCUUGGCAGGCGCCCUGGCUGUAACGAUUGCCAUCUAUGUGGGAGGCAAUGUCUCAGGAGCCCACCUGAAUCCUGCUUUCUCCUUGUCCAUGUGCCUAAUGGGUCGCCUACCUUGGACCAAAUUUCCAAUAUAUAUUCUGGUACAGCUACUUUCUGCCUUCUUUGCCUCGGGAGCAACAUAUGUCCUCUACUAUGAUGCUCUCCAGAACUAUACUGGUGGAAACCUGACAGUGACUGGCCCCAAGGAGACAGCCUCCAUCUUUGCCACCUAUCCAGCCCCUUAUCUGUCCCUGGAAAAUGGCUUCCUGGACCAGAUUCUAGGUACUGCUAUGCUGAUUGUGGGCAUCUUUGCCAUUAUAGACACCAAGAACAAGGGAGUGCCUGCAGGAUUGGAGCCAGUAGCAAUUGGUCUGCUGAUUCUGGCCAUUGGCCUCUCCAUGGGUGCCAACUGCGGUUACCCACUGAACCCUGCUCGGGACCUCGGACCUCGGCUCUUCACCUAUGUGGCUGGCUGGGGACCUGAGGUCUUUAGUGCUGGCAAUGGUUGGUGGUGGGUGCCUGUGGUGGCUCCCAUGGUAGGUGCUGUGUUGGGCACUGCCACAUACCAGUUGCUGGUGGGUUUGCAUCAUCCUGAAGAUUUGGAGCCUGCCCCAGAAGAAAGAUUCUGAAUUGAAGUUCAUGUCUCAUCUCACCUGCUCAGAGAAGAAUUCAUGAUAACUUUUCUUCUUCCAACGUUACCUCAGAUAUUUAAACAACAACAAAUCCCCCUAAAACAAAAACCAACAAGGAAAACUAUAUUGGAUGGUAUUUACAACAAAUACGUCUAUAUCCAAACGCCAACAGCAACUAAAAGUAACUUGAUAAUCUCUUCUACUAUUUUCAAUUUUACAAAUUAGAUUUGGUUAAAUUGGACUGCCUUACUUGAACAUGUAUUACUCUGUUUCCCAUCUCAACCUUUGCAUUUGCUGUUCCCUAUACCUAAAAUACAUUCCUUCCUCAUCUCCACAUCUUGGAAUCCUUGAGUUCAUUCAAAAUUCAGCUCAAGUGCCUUAAAGUCUUCUCUGAAUCACCUCUAUUCUCAAACUUCUCUCUCCAAACUACCUUUUAUGUAUUUAAAAUAUUUUUUGUAUAUACUUAUACAUGUACAAGUUAUCUUUCCUGAUAGAAUGUAAGCUCUUUGAGAGUAGGGUCUGUUAGUAGAGUGUCUAGCACACAAAAGACACUUAAUAAAUGCUUGUUGAUUG